Molecule: messenger RNA, 4988 nt
Organism: Aedes albopictus (Asian tiger mosquito)
Lineage: Eukaryota; Metazoa; Arthropoda; Insecta; Diptera; Culicidae
Product: ATP-binding cassette sub-family C member 4-like
Exons: 11
Coding region: 619-4500 (1293 amino acids)
Biological process (GO): transmembrane transport
Cellular component (GO): membrane
Molecular function (GO): ATP hydrolysis activity; ATP binding; ABC-type transporter activity
Source: RefSeq, a predicted model, not a curated record
UUCAAGUCACGUAAAACUGCCUUGCAGCAGGUAGACCGGUAGUUUUCGCCAAAACGUGAUGAACGCAUUGCGCGCGUCACCUACGCCAACUGAACCCAAACCAAGCCAAUAAUGCUAUUAUCAAACAAUCACACGGCAAGACACGUAACAGUGUGAUGGCUUCUGAUAUCAGUUCUCGUCCGGAUGAUAACGCUUGCUUUUUUUCGAGAAUGUUUGAUUGCAAUGCUGGUGUCUGACUCGAGAAGGUUUUGAAUCAGUCAGUGUUGUGACUGCAGUCCCAGUUAGAAAUAUGGUUUUGUGAUAACCAUAUUCACAGACGACCAUUUUUUCUGCUGUCACUCCUUUUCUUCGUGCAAACCACAAUCAGUAGACAAGCGCAACGAUCGAUCAUCCGUGGUUGAAACCAUUUCCAAGGCUCCCCAGAAGUCAAGCACAAUACCAGCAAUGAAGAUUAGAUUGUGUGACCAGUUAUCUUUGCCAAAAUUAAGCACUUUGAUUGUCGCCAAUAAACCAUAAAUUGUUGUCCAUCUCCACCACCGGUCAGUACCGGUACUAGAUGGUUUUGAGUGUUCUGAAAAUGCGGUAACGUUAGGAGUAGCAAGCAUCAUUAUCCAAAUAAUGGGUAAAGCGAAGAGACCGGUGCAUCCUUACUCUGAGGCCAAUGCCGUCAGCAAAUACUUCUUCUGGUGGCUCAUCGGUCUCCUGCGAGCGGGACUGCGGAGGCAGAUUGCGGUAGGCGAUAUCCACGAGACACUGGACGAACAUCGGAGUGAACAAAUUGGAGCACAUUUCCGCGAAGGUUGGCUGCAGCAAGUGCAAUUGCAGAAGCUGCAAGAAAAACCCAAACCAGUAGCAGUUGGCAAAGAUGAUGGUGUACCGACCACCGGUGAUGGGAAGAAGCGCCCGUGGAGGCUGUUGAAGGUGGUGUACAAAAUUUACGGCCCGGGCGUGAUUGUGUUUGGGUUGAUUUACAGCUGGUUGGAGUCUGCCUGCAGAAUCGCCCAACCGUUUCUACUGGGGGAACUGAUCCGGUACUUUGACCAAGUGGCGGCAGCCACCACAGCGCAAUCAGAAACGCCACCACCAAUCGGCGAGGCGUACCUCUAUGCGGGCGAACUGGCUCUGACGGUGGUCGCACCGUUGGCCAUUUUUCAUGUCUACCAACUGUUCCUGCUGCAGGUGGGCAUGAAACUUCGGAUCGGAUGCUGUGCACUCAUUUAUCAAAAGGCCCUGCAGCUCUCAACAACCCUCUCGGCGGACGGCCUGAGCGGCCGAAUCAUCAACCUCAUAUCCAACGACGUCAGCCGAUUCGACUACGCGGUGAUCUUCUUUCACGACCUAUGGAAGGGUCCUGUGGAGCUGGUGAUCGUGUCCGUCCUGGUGUACCGCCUCAUGGGACCCACCGCCCUAAUCGGAAUUGCCAUCCUACUCCUGUUCAUACCCGGUCAGGGCUGGUUGGGUAAGCUGGCUGCUUCGUUCCGACUCCGGGCAGCCAUGGCCACCGACGAGCGGGUGAAGUUCACGAACGAGGUCAUCCAGGCGAUUCAGGUCAUCAAGAUGUACGUGUGGGAGCGGCCGUUCGAGGCGGUGGUUCGAAGGUUGAGGCGAGAUGAGGUGCGGGCCUUGAGGGGUAGCGCGUUCAUCCGAUCGGGACUGUUCGCGUUGAGGAUCAUGCUGAAGUUGUCGAUCUUUGCCAGCUUGGUGACGUACGUGUACGUCGGGAAUGCGUUGACGGCCGUGAAGGUCUACAUGCUGGUGUCGUUCUUCAGCGUGAUCAACCACUCGAUGGUGGAGUUCUGGCCGCUGGCGGUGACGUCCUGCGCAGAGGCGUGGGUUUCGUUGAGGCGGAUUGAGGAGUUCUUGGAUGAGGAGGGUCAGAUGGGAGUAAGUGGUGGAGACGCGGAGGUAUGUGACGGAAAAAUUGAGGUUAGGGAGAUGAGGACUGAAUGGGUGGAGUCAGGUUUCCAGAUGAAGGUCGAUGACUGGAAGGUGAACAAAGGAAAGACAUGGGCGAUCGUUGGACAGAUCGGAAGUGGGAAGUCAUCGUUAUUGAGCUUGUUGAUGAAGGAGCUGUUGCCAAAAGAAGGAUCAGUGAAGGUUAGUGGGACAGUGAGCUAUUGCUCGCAAAAGCCUUGGGUGUUCGAAGGAACGGUGCGGGAUAAUAUAGUGUUCAUUGAACCGUUCGACGAGAAUCGAUACAACGAAGUGGUUCGGGUUUGUGCGUUGCAAAGGGAUCUGAUGUUGUGGCCGAAUAGUGAUCAAACGGUAGUUGGUGAAAGAGGGGUUAGUCUAAGUGGUGGACAGAAGGCGCGAGUGAACUUGGCACGGGCGAUCUACAGGCGAGCAGAUAUCUACUUGCUGGAUGAUCCAUUGUCUGCAGUAGAUGCCCAUGUUGGGAAACAUAUCUACGAGGAGUGUAUCCAAGGAUAUCUGGCCGAAAAGAUAUGCGUGUUGGUAACUCAUCAAUUGCAGUACCUUAGCGGAAUGGAUCGUAUAAUGAUCAUGGACAAAGGAGAAGUACAAGCAAGCGGUAGUUACGAUCAAGUGCGACAUUAUUUUAAAGACAUUGCUCAAGCGAAGAAUUCUGAGGAGGAUAUUGCUGAAGAACCGAUCGAAUCAGACCAUCUACUAGAGGAAAACGGUCAUGGAGGUUUGCCGAAGGCCAAAGUGGAAGAAAAUCAAAACGAUGGAACCAUUGGAUUCAGGGUCUACAAAGACUUUUUGAAGUCGGUAAACAACGGACUCUUCGUCGUGUUAGUAGGUUUACUACUUGUGGCAUGGCAAACAUCUUCUACCGGUACCGAUUACUUCCUAAAGAUAUGGGUAAACUGGGAGGAGAAGUUCUCCGGCACUCCCGAUGCAACUUGGACCACAGACGAUCACAUCCUCCUCUACAGUGGACUGAUCGCGUUAACCUUGCUGCUAUCGGUCAACUCGUUCGCCUUCUUCGAAAUGUGUCUACAGGCAUCGCUCAACCUGCACGCAUCGCUCUACCGCGGCAUCUCGCGAGCUACCAUGUUCUUCUUCAACACCAACUCGUCCGGUCGGGUGAUCAAUCGCUUCUCCAAAGACAUCGGGCUGAUCGAUGCCAGCCUGCCGGUGGUCAUGAUCGACAGUUUGUACUUCUUCCUGGAGUUGGCCGGAAUCAUCGUGAUCGUGGCACUGGCCAACUACUGGCUUCUGGUUCCAACGGCCAUUAUGGCUGCCCUGUUCUACGCUCUACGCUACAUUUUCUUGGAAACUGCCCGGAACGUCAAACGAGUGGAGGCGAUUACACGCAGUCCUAUCUUCGCUCACACGAACGCAACCGUGGAAGGCCUCACAACAGUUCGGGCCUUCAACGCCCAACGUCAGAUGCUGGAGCUGUUCGACGCCCACCAAGAUCUGAACUCUUCGGCGUCGUUCCUAUUCGGAGCCAUUACCCGCGGGUUUGCCUUCUGGUUGGAUCUGAUCUGCGCCCUUUACAUCGCGGCAGUGGUGUUUAGCUUUCCCGUACUGGGAACCGAAAUUGUCAGUGGAAACGUCGGGCUGGCCAUUACGCAAGUGCUGAAUCUGAUCGGGAUGUGCAACUGGGGAUUGAGGCAGACCGCCGAGUUGGAGAAUCAGAUGACAUCGGUGGAACGGGUGCUGGAGUAUUCUCGACUAGAAGAGGAGAAGGAUACGACUAAACCGGUGGUGGAAAUUCCGAAAAACUGGCCGACGAUGGGAGGUAUUGAAUUCCGCAGUGUCACCCUGCGAUACGGCCCGCAUGCUGAACCUGUGCUGAAGGAUCUGAGCUUCACGAUUAGAGCAAAGGAACGAAUCGGCAUCGUCGGCCGGACCGGUGCCGGCAAGUCAUCGAUUAUUCAGGCCCUCUUUCGCCUGGCACCGAUCGACUGUGGUGUUAGCAGUAAAGACGACACCACCACCACGGAGGUAGGGACCAUCCGCAUCGACGGAAUCGACACCGGGUCGGUUCCGUUGCGUCACCUCCGGGCUGCCAUCUCGAUUAUUCCCCAGGAACCGGUCAUAUUCUCCGGCAGUGUGCGCUCCAAUCUGGACCCUUUUGGGGCGGGAGACGAUGGGCGGCUGUGGGCGGCACUGGAGCAGGUGAACCUAAAGGACGUCGUGGCGAACUGUGUCGGUGGGUUGGACGCCAAGAUGGUCGAAGGGGGUGCCAACUUCAGUGUCGGUCAACGGCAGUUGAUCUGCCUGGCCAGGGCCAUCCUGAGGGACAGCCGGAUUCUGAUCCUGGACGAGGCCACCGCCAGCGUUGAUCCGGAAACCGACCGACUGAUCCAAUCGACGAUCCGCAACCAGUUCCGGGAGUGCACAAUUCUCACCAUUGCCCACCGGUUGCACACCAUCAUGGACAGCGACCGAGUGCUGGUGAUGGACGCCGGCCGUCUAGUGGAAUUCGACAGCCCGUCAAACCUCCUCCGCCUUCCCGGGGGCUAUUUCCGAAAGCUAUUCGAUGAAACCGGAAUGGACAUCAAUGAGUACCUGGCUGCGGGAUCGUGACUGUCACUCCAGAGAAGUGGACACACUUCUUCGUCAUCAAAUAGCAGCUCAAUGAAUGUACUGUAUAUAUACUACGAUAGCAUUAAAGAUUAAAUCAGUAACUGAUGGUGUUCAAAUAAGGUUGCCGUCACAAUAUUUGAUUUGGCUCAAAAGGAACAUUCCCAUUUACAGACUGUCAUCCUUGUGGUGGGGGUGGGGGUGAUUUCCGUUCGUGACUUCCGGCACCGUAAUCACUAUCUGUCAAUCAUUUGCACCACACCGCACCGUGUUUCAAUUGAGCUCAUUAUUUAACGAGCUUUUUCCUCUGCUGUUUUCCCGUUUCAUUUCAUUGAAGAUAAUGCACUUGGGGGAUUGUCCAACAAGUAAAUUUGAAAUUUUGAAUGGUUCGAUGAGUCGGCAAUCCUCCCUAUAAGUAGUCUUCAAACGUGUUUUUCUGAAUAGUUAGAGAAAAUCCUCGAAAUCCACUGAAGCAAAACGGAAGAAUCUCC